AUGAUAAUAUAUAGUUUAUUUUACAACGAGAAUCCCGAUUUGUUCCUCCACAAAGUUCGUUCCAGAGAUAAAUCCAACAAUGGGAAUGACAGGGAGAAGGAUAAGAAACGCAAACGCUCCGACUCAGUCUGCCGCAGAAUAGGACAUGAACCUCGGCCGGCUACUCAGCAGGUCACGGGUGCCUGGCUCGCGGCUAGAGGCGAUGGUUCUACCACCAUGCCCAAAGUCGACGCUAGCUCUAUGGCCUCGAUGCUUUCUGCUCUCCGUUCUAUGCAUGUUGAUCGAUUGCUCCCGCUCCACGUUUUCCAGAACAACAAUUGGGUGAGCCGGCUAAUCGCGGGCAUAAAGGCUUUGCAGCCUCACAUGGAGAAGACACAGGCUCUUCCUCUCACAGCCAACCUCCUACACAAAGCUAUCGGUGUCCCUCACUGUGAGCAAGGAACAGAUAACUUGAAUCUUUCGGUAGCACUUAUUGUUAGCGAGCAAACACUCGUAAUUCACACUCGUAAUUUCAUCAACACAAAGCUCACCCGUCGACACAUUUCAUUUGCAUCGAAUGAGCAAUAUGCUAUUCUGCACGUCAAGAGGAGCAAGACCGACACGGAAUUCAAGGGAGUGGAUAUCUGUCUAGCCGCUACUAAUGAUGGCAUAUGCCCGGUCUCUGCUUUGCAUUCUAUGCGCUCCAGACUGAUCGAGGCCUUCAUCCCGGAUGGAGAGAAAUUCACGGGCCACAGCCUCCGCCGUGGGGCUGCUCAAACUGCUUCUGAUUUGGGAAUCGGCUCGGAGGACAUAAAGGCCCUAGGCCGUUGGACCUCUCAGUGGCUCCGCCUUUACUUCACUACAAACGCUUCUCAACGCCUAGCUCUUAGCCAGCGUUUUUUGACCGGUGUUCCACCCCACUCAUAG
Messenger RNA from Sclerotinia borealis F-4128, 906 nucleotides. NCBI's taxonomy places the organism in Eukaryota, Fungi, Ascomycota, Leotiomycetes, Helotiales, Sclerotiniaceae. The record is from the annotation of a GenBank genome assembly.